Molecule: messenger RNA, 3459 nt
Organism: Papilio machaon (common yellow swallowtail)
Lineage: Eukaryota; Metazoa; Arthropoda; Insecta; Lepidoptera; Papilionidae
Exons: 5
Coding region: 1-3459 (1152 amino acids)
Biological process (GO): multicellular organism development; cell surface receptor protein tyrosine kinase signaling pathway; positive regulation of kinase activity
Cellular component (GO): signaling receptor complex
Molecular function (GO): transmembrane receptor protein tyrosine kinase activity; ATP binding
Source: RefSeq, a predicted model, not a curated record
AUGUUGUCAGCAGUCAGGUCGGAGGAGGGCGCGGGGCGCGCGCGGGAGCUGCGGGCGUACGGCAGGGAGCACGGGCUGGCGGUGCGGCCCGGCGCCGGCGAGGGCCCGGCGGGGCUCGCGCUGGCCGCGCUGUUGGCCGCCGCGCUGAGACACAACGGCUACAGCGACGUACGCCUCCGCAAACAGAACGACGACCAUAUGUUCGAGAUGAAUGUGAGGCCGAGAGAAGAGUUCCUGCAGCGCGCGCGGCUACAGACGCGGCCGGGGCCGGGCUGCGCGCCCGCCGCUGCGACCUGGCCGCCCCCCGCUGCGCCUUCCGCGCCCUCCGCGCCCUCCGCGCCCUCCGCGCCCUCCCGGUGCGCCUUCCUCAGCGUGGCCGACCUACCGCCUGACUGGAGACUUCACUUGGCGAGGUCCGAGGCGGGCGAGGCGGGCGAAUGCGCGCAGUGCGCAGUGUUGGUGGCGCCGGCGCGGCUGGCCGGCGAGGCGAGCGCGCUGGUGCGGCGCGCGACGUGCUCAGCGCGACCGCUGCGUAUCUUGCUGGGGGAGCCGCUGAUGGCACUCGUGGCCGGACUCAACCGUUCAUUGCUGCUUUUCGACAGACCUCUCGAGGUCUACGAUAGCUCCGUACGAGCCGUGUCCGAACCGCCUUAUUGCAAUCCCGAUACGCGAUCACAUCGUCUCGACGAAUUUAAUUUGCGAAUACCGAUAUCGGGUAAAGCUACCGUACGGUUAGAUAGAUUUGCACCCCACGUCAGGCGAGUCGUCGAGAGCUUCGCUCCGAGUGCCGCAGAUAUAAGAAAAGUGCUCGCAUAUAAAUUGCAGCGCGACGCCGACAUCGAGGAGUACGCCUGCGACUGGGCCCUGACGAACCUGCGAAAGACCGAUCGGGCUUCGGAGAAUCGAGUCAUCUUAACGAUACGUUUAUAUCUAUGCGGGGACGACCCCGACCGCGGUGAAUAUGAAAACAUGUGCAAGGCCGUUUUCGGCAACGCAUCGAUCACCGACGUGACGACGAGUCGUCCGACGACCGUCGCCGCGAUCACUAUCGAAUAUAAGACGAUCGACUGCGAACGCGGCGACGUCAUCGGUGAUGAAUUAUUUUUAGCAAAGGACGAGUGGAGCGAGCAGCACGUGGUCGGCUGGCUGGCCGCGAGUGCGGGCGCCGGCGCGGCGCACAAGGCGGAGGAGAUAGCCCGCCCGCUGCUGGCGUACGGGGCGCCGCCGGCCGGCCUGCGCCCCAACAGAGUGGUGCGCGGCGUCGCGGGCUCCGCGCGGCUGCUGGCGCUCGCCUACCUGCACCUCCUCGAGGAGUGCGGCGUGCGGCGCCUCGCCGUGCUCGCGGAUAGAACGACGCUGGCCGACGAGCUCACGGAUGCGAUUCGCGACAGUUCUAUAGUGAUACGCCAGCGAAACGUAACGUCCUUGGAAAGCAUCGAAAACGCUCUGCGGGAGUUCAGAGAUGCAGAUGCGCGGGUGUACUUCGUGAACGCCAACGCGACAAUGAGCGCGGAGGUGAUGUGCGCGGCGCGGCGCCUGCGCAUGGCGACGAGCGGGGAGUACCUGUGGGUGGUGCGCGAGUGGCGCGGGGCGGGGCGCUGCGGGCCGGGCGAGCCGCGCCCGCUGGCGCUGGGCGUGGCGUGGCGCGGGGCGACGGGCGCGGAGUGGUGGCGGGGCGGCGGGGACGAGCUGGCGGCGCUCGAGGCGCGCUGGCCCGACCGCGCCUGGCCGCCGCUGGCCGCGCCGAUCUUGGACGGCUUGCGACUUCUCAAUAGGACGGUUGUGGAUUUCGUCAGCGAUCGCCCUGACAGCGUUUACGACCGUUACGUCUUCGGGAAUACCCAAAAUUUUGAUACGGCUAUUAAUACAACGAAAUUCCAAGGAAUCGUCCAGGAAGUGGUAUACAACAGAAGUACGUACGAGGUGUCCAGCUCGCUGGUGUUCGUGGAGCGGUGGAGAGACGCGCGGCGCGAGCUGCUGGCCGUGUGGCGCGCGGACGCGGCCGGCGUGCGCCAGCUGGCCCCCGCGCGCCGGCCGUGCUGCCCGCGCGCCCCGCCCGACCCGCGCUGCUACACCACGCGCUCCGGGGACGCCUUCGCGCCCCGCUGCCACGACAACGUCUGGUGGGUCUGUCUGGCGGUGUCGGUGCUGACUCCCAUCGCGCUGACGUACGCGCGUCGUGCGCGCCUCCGCCGGCUCAAGCUGCGCGACCUCGCUCUGUUCGAGCAGCUGCAGGAGCAGCGUAAGAACAAUUCCUCGAAGUUCAGUUCGAAGCUGGUGUCGCGCAACCAGUUCGAGCUGCGCGAGGAGCUGGGCUUCGGGGCGUACGGGCGCGUGCGCGUCGCGGUGCUGCGGCGGCCGGGCGCGCCCGCGCUCGCCGUGGCGGCCAAGGAGCCCGCCGUCGAGCGCCUUCAGGACGAGGCGGAGCUCAUCCGCGAGGCGGGGGUCUUGGCUUCUCUGAAUCACGAAAAUAUCAUACGUUUCGAGGGAGUGUGCUUGGAUGGUCGGGCGGUAUUCUUUAUGGAAUACGCCUUUUUCGGGGACUUGCGGCAUUACCUGCGCGCGCGCCGCCCGCUAGCGGAGUCCGCGAGUCUCGAGGGCGAAGCGGAGGCGGAGGCGGAGGCGGAGGCGACGGAAGCGGCCCACGUGUCGGCCGCGGCGCUGACGCGGCUGGCGCGACAGGCGGCCGCGGCGCUGCGCUACCUGGAGGCGCGCCGUAUCGUUCACCGCGACAUACGAGCCGCCAACUGCCUGGUCGACGAGACGCGGAACCUGAAACUCGCCGACUUCGGACUCGCACGCCACCUCGCCGAAGAGGAGGAAGAAUACAUAUGGCAAAAUCUCAGACGUCUGCCUGCCGCUUGCAUGGCGCCCGAGAGCCUCCUGAGCGGCGUGUUCUCCGCGGCGUCGGACGUGUGGGCGCUCGGCGUGCUCAUGCUGGAGCUGGUGACGCUGGGCGAGCCGCCGUACGGCGCACGCAGCACCGCGGACAUCGUGGCCGGCCUGCGCGCCGGAGACCAUCCGCCGCUGCCCGCUAACGCCUCGCCCGACACACGGCACUUGCUGCUGUGGUGCUGGCAGCGGUGUCCCGGCAAGCGGCCCAGCGCGGCGCAAGUGCGUGACGCUCUGGAGCAGCACGGCGCAGCGCUCGCCCCCGCCCUGCGCCACGAGCAUCCCGCGCUCACCGAGCAUCCCGCGCUCACCCCGCACACCGAGCACCCCGCGCUCACCGAGCAUCCCGCGCUCACCCCGCACACCGAGCACCCCGCGCUCACCGAGCAUCCCGCGCUCACCCCGCACACCGAGCACCCCGCGCUCACCCCGCACACCGAGCAUCCCGCGCUCACCGAGCACCCCGCGCUCACCGAGCACCCCGCGCUCACCCCGCACACCGAGCACCCCGCGCUCACCCCGCACACCGAGCAUCCCGCGCUCGCCGAGCAUCCCGCGCACCCCUGA